Messenger RNA from Mycena citricolor, 1227 nucleotides. NCBI's taxonomy places the organism in Eukaryota, Fungi, Basidiomycota, Agaricomycetes, Agaricales, Mycenaceae. The record is from the annotation of a GenBank genome assembly.
GGGCAUUUUUAUGGUCUCGCUAAUCUUUGUGUUUUUACCGACCGAGGUGCUGUUCGGCUGUGGCUCAACCUGAAGCGACGCGCGGUCACGAGCUCUGAGCGUGACACUGGUGAAGUCCGGUUGAUCGUCACCGGCAGAUGCCGAUCUGGACCCUCUCCCAUAAUCAAGCACAGCCACAGCUGCACAGUGCACAUCAGAUCGCUGGCAGCUGCAAACCUGUCUCCGUGCAUCAUCGUCUCGCUGCAGCCUGCCAGCGCCUUCACCGAGCUAAUCGCGGCCGUACCGGAGAUCUGCGAUCGAGCCUUGCCGACCUCAACCAACCAACCAUCCAACCGACUUGGUGUCUUACAUAUGUACCGAGCCGGAGACUUUUUUUGGCGCGCCGAUAUGUGGCGCCGUAGAGUGUGUAAGCCUAAAUUACGGGCGUCGUUCGGACACGGGCAUUCGGCGACCGGGGCAAGUGUGUGGACAUGUCCGACUCGGCGCACUUACAUAUUGGAAUCUUUGCACGCUGGUGCUCCGAAUGCAAACUCCGAUCAGUGCUGGUGGACGAGCGUCCGCGUUAUCUGGUCGGUUAUAUCAGUCCACGGGCAUCAGUCUUGCAUGGAAGUCCUCCAUGAUAUUGAGUGAAAAACGUGUCUUUGCCCUCCGAUGUCCGAGGCCGUGGAGUCUCUUCGACCCUGGGGGUGCCAAGUUCACUCGGAUUGGUGUUACGGAAAGAGGCAGCCCCAUCUCCAACACAGGGUUCCUGCCGAUAAGUAUUUCAUGAGUAUGUGCAAGUGCGCUCUAACAGGAAAUCCUUCAACUAGAGUAGCAAUGGUGGUGAGUAUAGAAUAUGUUCAUAAUCAGCAAACGGCAGCACCCAGAGAAUCAUCAGAGCAAAAAGAAAGCCACCAUGUCGCAUCUGAGCCUUCCUAAACGCCACCGCGCAGUGGUCAAGUGCGCAUGCACACAAUCAGAACAAAGACUGCGGAGGAACACGUCGUCAUUCACCAUCCCUUCCAGUUCCCGAACGAGCCAGGGUCCCCAGGGUGCCUUGGCGCACGCCUCAGGAGCAAACUUCGCUCUUAUGUACUGCGAUCGACGGGCAGCGCAUUGGCCGCAGGAGGAGUUAUCAGAAGCUGGGCAGCCGGGCUCCGUCAACGGCUCGAUAAGGAUGCGCAGAAGCACAUCCUGCAGAGCUUCCCGGCCCGCUAGCAGACGCCGCAGAUCGGGCGGCGAGAGCGC